Rhipicephalus sanguineus (brown dog tick) is the source of this 3511-nucleotide messenger RNA. RefSeq names its product centromere/kinetochore protein zw10 homolog (gene Zw10). The coding region runs from base 69 to 2234 and encodes 721 amino acids. Gene Ontology annotation, cellular component: RZZ complex. Lineage: Eukaryota; Metazoa; Arthropoda; Arachnida; Ixodida; Ixodidae. The record is from RefSeq and is a predicted model, not a curated record. Gene Ontology annotation, biological process: mitotic spindle assembly checkpoint signaling; endoplasmic reticulum to Golgi vesicle-mediated transport. The transcript has a single exon.
UGGCGGUAUGUUGUUUUGAGCGUGAAUUUGGUGAAACUGAGUUUAGAACGUCAGCACCUCUUGCUAACAUGUCGCUCAUUGCGGAAGUCCUGCAGCCUAAGGAACCCUUAGAAAAGGGUAACCUCAAGGCUGCCGUGUCUCGACUUUCCCGCAAGAUCGACGACUUGAAGACGGACAUGCAGAAAGAGCUUGUUUCCAAGUAUGACAUGUUCUCGCCGUACGACCGAGACGCCGAGCAUUUGAUGCGAUGCCUGAAGGCUGCUUUGGAAGAUGUGGAGGAAGUGUUUCAGAAUAUCGAGAAUCACGUCAAGCCGCGGCUAGUGCAGUCCACGAACGAGUUCGAGCUGCUGUCUCGCGAACUGGCCACCAUCGAACAGCAGUCGUCUCAAAUACGCCGCUACGCGCGCCUUCACGAAUUGCUGGAAGAGGCGGAGGCACAGUUCUUGUCGGAAGAUCUCCUGGCCUGUUCGCAGCUCCUGGAGGAAGUCGGCAGCGUCGUGAGCGAGCUCGAAGGCGGACCCGAGGUUCAACUCGUCGAGGCGCUGCACACGGAACACGUUAUUCGCAGCGAACGGCUCAUCUACAAGCUGUCAGAGGUCUGGAAGCGUUACAUAAUUUGGAAGAUCGGCCGGACGCCUCACGUGACUGAGCUGACGGUCGCCACGGCUCAGAAAGAAGAGGCUGAGGCGUUCGCCAGGCUUGUGGAAGCCGUCCAGAGGCAAGGGCAGCUUCGCGAGAAAAUGUCCCGCUUCGGCCGCUCGCUACUAGCCGACAUUGUCACGCCAAUGGUCAAGUACGAGUCCGCCAUCGUCACGUCGCCGGAUUCGACGACCUUCCGCGUCGAGUUUAACGAGUCGAAAGCGCCGCUCGUGAAGGACGUACUGGCGAAUCUGUCGACGCUCUUUACGUUCCUCACAAACCGUUUGCGGGCGCACGGCGUUAUCGCCGUAGACCUGAUUAAAAUCAUGGGCAGCGUGAUCGGCAGCGAGUUUUCGGACACGGUUGCCAAGUGCUGCCUCGAACCUGCUGUACCCAGCGACGGCAGCCGUCUGCACAGCUAUCCGGCCAGUGCCCUGCUCGAUUUCCACAACCAGUUAAUUGCGACGAACUUCCUCUCGUCCGAAAAGACGGGAUUUUCCAACCUCGUCUCAAACUUGGAGGCCCUGUGCAUAAGCAAACAGAGCCAGAGCAUCCUUCUGCAAGCAAGGGCUAUUAUGAAACAGGAGCUGCACGACACCGUUGUGGUUGGAGAGCCGCCAAUCAGUGGGAAGCAGAGUUCGUCCAUGCAACAUUGCCUAAAUGGGAGCCCAUUCAAGUUUCCUAGGUGCCAAGUGAGCAAAUUUGUGAAAGAGCUGGUCGCCUUGCUGAAAAAAACGGUAGACGGGGCCAAAGACAGUUCCGACAGCAGCUGCUCUGAGCAGUCGUGGCAGGUGGGCGCCGUGCGCCACAUCUGUGAGCUAUACUGCUGUGUCACUCCAGUAUACCACCAGCAUGCUAUCGAGACGAUCCCUGUACAGACGGCAAUACACCAUAACAACUGCCUCUACUUGGCCCACGAACUACUCUGCUUAGGCGUGUGGUUUCAUGGACGUACCACGCUUAUAGAUGUUGCAUCAAGCAUCCGUUGUAUUGGAAGGGUUGCCCUCUGCCAGCAGGUUGACACUCAACGGAAGCACCUUUUGGAUUUCUUAAGUGAGGUAUCACUAUCGGAAGAUAGCCAGGGCCUCGAUGCUGCUCUGCGGCGUUGCCUGUUCCACAUAGAGCAGCUCAAGAGAGUCUGGCUAGAUGUCCUGCCUAUCAUAAGCUACUUGGAAGCUGUAGGUAGCCUCCUAAACUCGGUGCUCGAGAAUGUCGUCAAAAGUGUAGUCGGCAUGGAGGACAUUGCAUCCACACUUUCGGAAGAACUAGCUCAAGUUUUUGAGAAGGUGAUUGACCAAGCAGUUACCAUAUUUGAUAUUCCCGCUUCCUCAUCGGACGCAAGAGUUCUAGCCUCCGACCAUGUACCGAAGUGGAGGAAGUUCUGCGAGCUCAAAAAUCUUCUGCGCUUCAAUUUGAGAGAAGUCAUGGACCGAUGGGCUGAUGGUAGGGGUCCCCUGGCAGCUUGCUUUUUGCCUGACGAAUUGAAGAGGCUGAUCAGGGCACUUUUCCAGAACACGGACAGACGAGCUGCUGCCCUGGCACAGAUUCGAUCGAGCAGCAUUUACAUGGAAUCUCAGCCUGUCCCACCCAAUUAAUACUUUGUAAUUGCUUAGUUCUUUUGCAAAUGCUUUUCUUUAAAUGCCACAUUGUGCCUGCUUGCAUAAGCAGUCUAGUAUAUGUGACUGAUAGACUGCAUUCUGCAUGUCCAUCAUAAUUUGCAUAAACCAUUAUUCUAAGGCGUUGAACAACAAGGGUACGAGUGUAAUGUCUUUUCUGUUUAGGUGCCGCCAACACAGAAAUUAUCACUACAGCAAAAUGUGCAUGUACACUUUUCUGUGAUUGUAAAUUUUACUUCUAGGUUUUGACAUGUCUGAACAUAAGUAUGGUUGUUAUUAUCACACACUCACAUAAACACUCGGAUAUUGCUCUUAUGCAACUAUAUUCAGGACUGACAUAUUCUGCUAGCAGUGUACUAUUUUUGAAUUUUUGCACUAUCAGGUAACAGAGUGAUCUUUCUCGUAUUUCUCACUUAAAAGUUCUGCAGUUUAUCACUAGUUUUCUUUUAUAGUCAAAGUUAUGUGUGUGGUAUGACAUAGCAGUUUUCUUUUAUAAUCAAAGUUAUGUGUGUGGUAUGUCAUAUCAGUCAUCAUUGUGUUCUUGUUUAGUGCAUGUGCUUGUGCACGUUUAAGUUUUAGUUUUAAAUUCAGACCUAGUGAGCAAGCAUGUAUUCAUAUUUGAUUACAUUCACUCUAAGUACUCCCAUUUGGAAUCCUAAACUCAUUGUGCAUAAUGCACGUUGGAACUAAGGCAGAGCAGUAUUCGUCAGAAUGGGAAUUUGGUUUGUAUUUGGAAUGCAGAAAAAAUAAAUAUCUGCUCAAGACAAACCUAUUGUUAUACUGCAGCUUUGUACCUAGCAUUUUUAAAGCUGAUUUCAUUGGGUGGACACAAGUAUCCAGGUAAAUAAAAAUAUAAUUGCAUGCACACUUGAGGAGGUAUGUCAAUUUUUGUUUGGCCAAACAUUUAUUGUCAGCAAUAUCAAAAAGUUUGUAACCAAUGUUGCUUGCAGUCAAUGCGUAAGGAGUUCUUAGCAAGACAGUUAGGAGUCACUUUUAAUGACAUUCCUGUAAUGCAUGUAGUUGCAGUGUUCAGCCAACCACAACUUCACUGGAGCAAGAAAGGUUCACUGGGGCCUAGCAAGUAAUAUACCUAGUACCAGGGGCGUAGCCAGGGGGGGGGGGUUCAACCCCCCCCCCCUGAAAUUUUUCGAGUUUGCUUGCGUAUAUAUACACGCACACAUACAAAUGCACGCACAAACAUACAUAAAGUAUGGUUGAACCCCCCCGAAAAAAAUUUCUGGCUAUGCCCCUGCCUA